GGAGUCGGAGAAUUUUCGUCUUCGAGGGGAAAAAAUAAAUACGCUAAACUUCGAAAUUGUCAAAUCUACUUCGAGAACAAGUUAACGAACGGUGAAUUCGAGUAAAAAGCUGAUCUGGUUAUAACUUUUAAAGUGAAAUUGAUCGUGAAAAAACAGAGAGAGAGAUGGUAGCAGAAGCAGAGGUUGUGUUUCAACAGAGUUUGCCGGUGGUUCUGGAUAUUGACGGGGUUACUUCCGCCGUCGUAUCUCCGCUUUCUUCUCCGAAAUUGGGUAUCCGUCGGUCGGCGGCGUCGGUUUCCGGCGGUUUGUCGACUUCUCCGGUGCAGGAGGAUGAUUGCGAUUCCACUAUCCCGGUUUAUAUUCCAACCAUCCGGUCUGGGAGCUACGCUGACAUCGGACCAAAGAGAUCCAUGGAAGACGAACACAUUUGCGUAGAUGAUCUAUCCUCCCAACUUGGCUGUCUUUUCCAGUUGCCAAAGCCAAGUGCUUUCUAUGCGGUUUUCGAUGGUCACGGAGGAUCAGAAGCAGCAACGUACGUAAAGCAAAACGCCAUCAGGCUUUUGUUUGAAGAUGAUAACUUCCCACAGACAUCUGAAGUGAACAGUGUUUAUGUGGAACAAGUCAAGAGUUCGUUGAGAAACGCGUUUCUACAAGCUGAUCUAGCUUUGGCUGAGGAUUGCAGCAUCAGCUCUUCCUCUGGCACCACGGCUCUCGCCGCCCUUAUCUCCGGAAGGCUCUUAAUGGUUGCAAACGCUGGAGACUGCAGAGCUGUUCUUUGCAGAAAAGGGAAAGCUAUAGAGAUGUCUCAUGACCAUAGACCGAUCAAUCUACCUGAGAGAAGAAGAGUGGAAGAAUCUGGUGGUGUCAUUGAGGACGGUUACCUAAACGGAGAGUUAUCUGUAACGCGAGCUCUUGGUGACUGGGACAUGAAACGCCCCCACGGCUCUAACUCUCCGCUUAUUUCCGAACCUGAGAUCAAGCAGAUAACUUUGACCGAGGAGGACGAGUUUCUUGUGAUCGGGUGCGACGGGAUUUGGGAUGUUUUGACGAGCCAGGAAGCCGUUAGCGUUGUGAAACGUGGCUUGAACAGGCAUGGUGAUCCGACGAGAUGUGCGAGAGAGCUCGUGAUGGAGGCUCUGAGGCUGAACACGUUUGAUAACUUAACGGCGGUUGUGGUAUGUUUUGUGACGGUAGACCGAGAGGGUGAGGCGGUGGUUCCUUUGGAGAAGAAACGGUGUUGUAGUCUAACGCCGGAGGCUUUUCGAAGCUUGAGGAAUCUGUUGGAUGGCUAAUAGUUUGAUACUAUAGUGUUCUUGGUGAAACUGAUGAUGACGAAUAAUCUCUCUCUCUCACGCUGCUUUUGUAUAUGGCUCGGACAUAACCUUAAGCAGCUGGGAGAGUCCUUAUUGAGAUAGUGUGUGUAUAUUAUGCGUGCUUGUAUUAUGUGAUAACAAUUUUGUGUACAAACUGUUGAUUGUUGUGUGUAUAGUGAGAAAAAAAAUACGGAUAAGUACAUAAUA
Molecule: messenger RNA, 1520 nt
Organism: Brassica oleracea var. oleracea
Lineage: Eukaryota; Viridiplantae; Streptophyta; Magnoliopsida; Brassicales; Brassicaceae
Product: probable protein phosphatase 2C 49
Exons: 4
Coding region: 165-1292 (375 amino acids)
Biological process (GO): protein dephosphorylation
Molecular function (GO): protein serine/threonine phosphatase activity; cation binding
Source: RefSeq, a predicted model, not a curated record